Messenger RNA from Paramecium primaurelia, 1977 nucleotides. NCBI's taxonomy places the organism in Eukaryota, Ciliophora, Oligohymenophorea, Peniculida, Parameciidae. The record is from the annotation of a GenBank genome assembly.
AUGAAUCUUUAGAAAAAAUUGAACGAAAUUCAAUUAGUUUAGGAGCCUACUUUAUGUAAAGGUAUUAAUUAAUUUAAUGGAAUCUCUUGGGAUGAACUCGAAAGGAGAUUUAUUAACUCUACAUUCUAAAUCUUGUUGAAAGAUUAAGAAAUUUAAUACAUAAAAGAUGGAUCCAUUAUAAGACAGUAUACUUUAUUAUUUAAGGAAAAUAGGGAUAUUAUUAAAGAUAACUCAAAGUAACCUGAAUACUUAACUAAUUUAGAAUAGAUAAAUUUUUUAAAAUGGAUUGGAAGUUAUGAUAAUAAUAAUUAACAAAUUGGUAAAUGGAAUGUAACUUGGAAGGGAGAAACUCUGUAAGAAAUAGGAGGAUAUUAUGAUGAAGGAAAAAAAUAAGGCCUAUGGAAGGAAUUAUUCAAAAAUUAUUGGAAGUGAUAUUAUUUUGUUAUUUUAAAGUUAGGCUUAGGUAUAUGAAUUUGGAGAAUAUCUGAAUGACUAAAGGUAAGGUUAUUGGACGUAUAUAUAUAAGGGAAAAGAAAUGUAUUCAAAUUAUUAUUGUUAAAAUAGAGCUGGAGGUUUAUAUAAUUAGGCAGGUUUAAAACAUGGAAAAUGGAUGUAACCAAAUGAGAGUUUUUGGGAUCAAUCAUAAGUAAUACAUUUUGGAGAAUAUUAAAAUGGUAACAAAAUUGGUAUAUGGGAUAUAUGGGUUGAUGAAUAAGGAAUUAAUAAUUAGAUGUAUAAUUAUUAUUUUUAUAAUAACAUCAACUUAAUUUUAGUGGAGGUGGAUUGUAUGAUGAAAAAGGACAAGAACUUAAAGUAGGAAACUGGAUUGAGAUAAGUAAUAGAUUUUGGUUUCAUUCAUGCUUAACUUAUAAUGGUGAAUAUAAAAAAGGUAAAAAAAUAGGUUUUUGGAAGAGUUUUUGGAAUGAAGGAUCAUAAAUGUAAAAUAUAAAGCAUCAUAUAUAUUUUUUUAGUGGUGGUGGUUUAUAUGAUGAAGGAGGUAAAGAACUUAAAAUUGGAAACUGGAUUGAUGUCAGUGAUGGAUUUUCUGAUAGAUCACUAAUAACUUUUGAUGGUGAAUAUAAAAAUGGUUAAAAAGUUGGUAGAUGGGUUACAUUGUUUAAUUUGGAUGGAAACAAUAAAUAGAUGUAAAUUAUUAUUCAUAAAUCAACAUUUAUGGUUAGUGGUGGUGGAGAAUUUGAUGAACUACAUGGAGUAAAAAUUGGAAAUUGGAUUGAUAUAAGUGAGGGAUUUUAUCAAUUUUCAUAAGUAACUUUUAAUGGAGAAUAUAAAAAUGGUAAGAAAGUUGGUAGAUGGAAUAUUUAUUAUAACAAUAUUUUGAUGUAACAUUAGAAUUCUACACUAUUAUAGUGGUGGCGGAUUAUAUGAUGAAGGGAAUCAAGAAACUAAGAUUGGAAAUUGGAUUGAGAUUAGUAGUGAAUUUUCUGAUUGGUCUUAAGUAACUUUUGAAGGAAAUUAUAACAAUGGUCAAAAAUUUGGUAAAUGGAAUAUUUGGUUUAGGAAUUGUAAUACGUAAGAAUAAAAAUUGAUGUAAGCUUGAAAUAUUAUUUCAAUUUUUAGAGGAGGUGGAUCAUACGAUGAAGGUGAUUAAGCACUUAAAGUUGGAAAUUGGAUUGAAAUUAUUGAUGGAUUUAAAAGUGAAACAUAAGUAACAUAUAGGGGUGAAUAUCAAAACGGUAUCAAAAUAGGAAAAUGGGAAAUUUGGGGAAGGAAUAAUUUUGAUAAUCCAAAUACUGAAAACAUGUAAAAAUUAUAAAAUUUAUCCAUUUUAUUAGUGGUGGUGGAUUAUAUAAUUAAGGUGAAAAAGUUGGAAAUUGGAUUGAAAUAAAUGAUGGAUUUCUCUAUCUUUCUGACAUAAUCUACAAUGGUAAUUAUAAAAAUGGUUAAAAAAUUGGUAUUUGGGAGAAAUUGGACGUUUAUAACAAAGAAAAGCUUAAUGAAGUUUAUUAUGAUCAUUGA